Messenger RNA from Seminavis robusta, 369 nucleotides. Lineage: Eukaryota; Bacillariophyta; Bacillariophyceae; Naviculales; Naviculaceae. The record is from the annotation of a GenBank genome assembly.
AUGGCUACUAAAGAAAAAACGUUGGGCAGUGGUAAUGUCGGGGCCUUGUUCAAAGAUGAUUCUAAACGUCGUGCUAUUAUGGACUACAUUGUAAAAUGCAAGGAUUUGCGUCAGAUUGUCUUGUCUUCUAUUACCAAAAACGAGUUCAUCGCUGAAAUAACUAGACGUGAGAACGAGGGGACCAGUCAAUACAAAAUCGAGGGUUGCAUUCACUACAUUCGGUUUAUUAUUCGAACCGAAGGUUUGUAUGCCAUCCAAAUCAAUCGAUUGUUAGCUGAUUGUCGAAUUGCUUUGGGUAUUGGUCCACUCGAAGGAGACGAUGAUGACGAGUUUGAUGAUGGCGUUGUCCCUCACUUGAGGACGGGAUGA